This is a messenger RNA of Trichomycterus rosablanca, 7443 nucleotides long. RefSeq names its product voltage-dependent T-type calcium channel subunit alpha-1I-like. Gene Ontology annotation, cellular component: neuron projection; plasma membrane; voltage-gated sodium channel complex. Gene Ontology annotation, molecular function: voltage-gated sodium channel activity; low voltage-gated calcium channel activity. The transcript has 38 exons. The record is from RefSeq and is a predicted model, not a curated record. The coding region runs from base 81 to 6710 and encodes 2209 amino acids. NCBI's taxonomy places the organism in Eukaryota, Metazoa, Chordata, Actinopteri, Siluriformes, Trichomycteridae. Gene Ontology annotation, biological process: calcium ion transmembrane transport; membrane depolarization during action potential; calcium ion import.
GAGCAAAAGGGGGUAGAAACCUAGAAAAAGGUGAAUAAUUCUCCACUCUUCAUUUUGAUGCCAGGAUAGAGAAAACAGUCAUGACAACCGAGGAGGAGGGUCCCUCACCGUUGGGCACAUCCUCCCCUGGACCAAAUGCCCGCGCAGGUCUUUCCCCUGGAUGGGAAAUGGCUAUUGCUGAGGAGAGAGGACCCGUGGAACCGGAGGAAAUAGGGCCCGUGGUGCAGGAGGAGGAAGUUGAAGAUGACACUAACAGUGAGAUCAGUGCUAUGGUGAUGCCGUAUCCAGAGCUGGCAUCUGUUGUUUUCUUCUGCCUGAAACAGACAACAUUUCCACGCAGCUGGUGCAUCCACAUGGUGUCCAGUCCAUGGUUCGAGCGGGUGAGUAUGAUGGUGAUCCUGCUGAACUGUGUGACUCUGGGAAUGUACCAACCAUGCGAGAACAUCGACUGUUCCUCACAACGCUGUCAGAUCCUGCAGGCGUUCGAUGCACUUAUUUACAUCUUUUUUGCUGUGGAGAUGGUGGUGAAGAUGGUGGCCCUGGGCAUCUUUGGUCGCCGCUGUUAUCUAGGUGACACCUGGAACAGGCUGGACUUCUUUAUCGUCAUGGCCGGGGUUGUGGAAUAUUCUCUGGAUCUUCAGAACAUCAAUUUGACUGCCAUCAGGACAGUCCGAGUUCUGCGACCUCUUAAAGCCAUCAACAGAGUUCCAAGUAUGAGGAUUUUGGUAAACCUUCUCCUGGACACCUUGCCCAUGCUGGGAAAUGUGCUCCUGCUCUGCUUCUUUGUCUUCUUCAUUUUCGGCAUCAUCGGCGUGCAGCUGUGGGCAGGACUGCUGCGCAACCGCUGCUACCCGGAUGAGAAUUUCACCCUAUCCACAGGCAUGUCACUACCUAAUGCAUACUACGCUCUUAAUGAAGAAGACGAGAGACCCUUCAUCUGCUCGUUGCCUCAGGAUAACGGAAUCAUGUCAUGCAGCGAUGUUCCAGCGCGGCGUGAGGGCGGACGUGAAUGCUGUCUGGAUGUGGAGGAUGCCGUGCACCUCCAGGCUAUAGGUCUGCCAGCUGAGUCCCUUCUCAAUGCCAGCUCCGGUAUCGUGCCGGGCCUCUGCGUCAACUGGAACCGCUACUACACCCAGUGCCGCACAGGCUCCACCAACCCACACAAGGGUGCCAUUAACUUUGACAAUAUUGGAUAUGCCUGGAUCGUCAUCUUUCAGGUCAUAACUCUGGAGGGCUGGGUGGAGAUCAUGUAUUAUGUAAUGGAUGCUCACUCCUUUUACAACUUUAUCUACUUUAUCCUGCUCAUCAUAGUGGGUUCGUUCUUCAUGAUUAAUCUGUGUUUGGUGGUCAUUGCCACUCAGUUCUCUGAGACUAAACAGCGUGAGCAUCAGCUGAUGCAGGAGCAGCGCGCCCGCUGUCUCUCCUCCAGCACACUGGCAUCACUGGCAGAGCCGGGAGACUGUUAUGAAGAACUGUUCCAGCUGGCCUGUCACUUGCUACGCAAAGCCCGCCGCCAUACUGCUGCUUUCUUCAGGGCCCUGAUACCUCGUCCAAGACAGACCAUGCGCAACCAGACACAAGCAAAUGUCAAUGGAAGAGGAGAGAGAAACCAAAGGCACCAUCCAGGUAAAAGAGCAUCCCACUGUCCACACCACAUGAAGUUUGGCCAUGUUGAAGGCUCGGCCACUCUAACCUCAUCACCUGCCACUGAGGAAUGUCUUCACUGUGUGAUGGCCCAGCCACUGAGUGAUGGGGAGGGGCCUGUGGGCACAGCAUCCAAUCAGGAUACAGAAGAGGGUUCAGCGGAAGAUAAAGAUAAACAAGCUGGCCAAUCGUGUGGGCAAAAACAGGAGAAGGAAUGUAAAGGGAAGUGUAAUGAGCUGUGGAAGGAGAUAAGGAUUAAACUGUGGGGAAUUGUAGAGAGCAAAUACUUCAACCGGGGUAUCAUGAUUGCCAUUCUGAUUAAUACUAUCAGCAUGGGCAUCGAGCAUCAUGAACAGCCAGACGAACUGACAAAUGUGCUGGAGAUCUGCAACAUCGUCUUCACCAGCAUGUUCGCUCUGGAGAUGAUCCUCAAGCUGACGGCCUUUGGGUGUUUCAACUACCUGCACAACCCCUACAACAUCUUUGAUGGCAUUAUUGUUAUUAUUAGCGUUUGUGAGAUUGUGGGUCAGUCAGACGGUGGUCUCAGUGUCCUGAGGACCUUCAGGUUGCUACGGGUUCUAAAGCUGGUCCGCUUCAUGCCUGCAUUACGCAGACAGUUGGUGGUCCUGAUGAAGACCAUGGACAACGUAGCUACAUUCUGCAUGCUGCUUAUGCUCUUCAUCUUCAUCUUCAGUAUACUAGGGAUGCACAUAUUUGGCUGUAAGUUCAGCAUAAAAACAGAAGCUGGGGACACGGUACCAGACAGGAAGAACUUUGACUCCCUGCUGUGGGCCAUUGUUACAGUGUUUCAGAUCCUGACACAGGAGGACUGGAACGUGGUGCUGUAUAACGGCAUGGCUUCCACCACUCCUCUAGCAGCUCUUUAUUUCGUGGCUCUCAUGACAUUUGGGAACUAUGUGCUGUUUAAUCUGUUGGUGGCCAUCCUGGUGGAGGGAUUUCAGGCAGAGGGUGAUGCUAACCGCUCUUACUCAGAUGAUGAGGUCUCCUCAAACUAUGAGGAGAGUAUAAAACAUAAGGACUCGCUCCAGCUUUCUGAUCCUAAACUUUGUGCUUUGACCCCGAACGGACACUUGGAGAUGAGCAAUGUGGGAGGAGGAAGAAUCAAUUUGGAGGAGGAAUCCAAGAAGAGCAGCUUCACAAGUCUGAGCAAGAGCAGCCUGGAGCAACGCUCAUUCUCACUGCGUCAUGGCCGCAACUCUCUUUACCGUCACUGGGGACGACCCCACCCUCAGUCAGCAUGGAGUCGCCGCUCUAGCUGGAACAGUGUAGGACGUACCACACGCGGACUAAACGUAGGAGGAAGCCUGCGUGUCCGUGGCCCCUACUCCCACCCGGCAGAGCGUGAGUCUCUUCUGUCUCCUCGUCCUCCACUGUCCCAUCAACCUCCUCUUCUGUCCCGGCGAUACUCUCUUCGGCACGAUCGUCGUGCUCUGUCGCUCGAGCUCCCUGAGCGUCUCCAGCUCCCUGUACCCCCAACUCAGCGCCCCCCUCUGACCAGAAAGAAGAGUGUAUGUGGCGAACAGCAUCACGACUGUAAUGGGAAAGCACCAUCGCGUCAGACAGCCAUUCUGAGUGAGGUCUAUCCCCAACUUAGCGCCCGCAAGGACAAACCACACCUUGAUGAGGAGACAGACUAUAGCCUGUGUUUUAGAAUCCAGAAGAUGAUUGAGGUGUAUCGCCCGGAUUUGUGUGAGACAAGGGAAGACUGGUCUGUCUAUUUGUUUUCCCCUGAGAAUAAAUUUAGGUUAACGUGUCAGAAGAUCAUUGCUCAUAAGCUGUUUGAUUAUGUGGUGUUGGCCUUCAUCUUUCUAAACUGCAUCACUGUGGCUCUGGAAAGACCCAGAAUUCAUCAGGGCAGCCUGGAGCGAGUCUUCCUCACCAUCUCCAACUACAUCUUUACUGCUAUAUUUGUAGCCGAGAUGACAGUCAAGGUGGUAUCAAUGGGCUUGUAUUGGGGCGAUCGGGCUUACCUGCGCAGCAGCUGGAACAUUCUGGAUGGUUUCCUGGUCUUCGUGUCUCUGAUUGACAUUGUGGUAUCGAUGGCUGGAGGCGCCAAGAUCCUGGGUGUACUGCGUGUCCUUCGACUGCUUAGAACACUUCGGCCUCUCAGGGUGAUCAGUCGAGCUCCAGGGCUGAAGCUGGUGGUGGAGACUCUGAUCACAUCUCUGAAGCCCAUUGGAAACAUUGUGCUCAUCUGCUGUGCUUUCUUCAUCAUAUUUGGAAUCCUGGGUGUGCAGCUAUUCAAAGGCAAGUUUUAUUACUGUGUUGGCCUGGAUGUGAAAAAUAUCACCAAUAAGUCUGACUGUCUGUUGGCGAAAUAUAAAUGGGUUCAUCACAAAUACAACUUCGACAAUCUAGGACAGGCACUAAUGUCUCUGUUUGUGUUGGCAUCUAAAGAUGGCUGGGUCAAUAUUAUGUACCACGGGCUUGACGCAGUGGGAAUAGACCAACAGCCGGUGAUAAACAACAACCCGUGGAUGCUGCUGUACUUCAUCUCAUUCCUUCUCAUCGUCAGUUUCUUUGUGCUGAACAUGUUUGUGGGUGUGGUGGUGGAGAACUUCCACAAGUGCCGGCAACACCAGGAGGUGGAGGAGGCCAAGAGGAGGGAGGAGAAGAGACUCCGUCGGAUGGAAAAGAAGAGACGCAAGGCUCAGAAGUUGCCAUACUAUGCUGGAUAUGGUCACGUCCGUUUGAUGAUCCACUCCUUCUGCACCAGUCAUUACCUAGACCUCUUCAUCACCCUCAUUAUCUGCAUCAAUGUCAUCACCAUGUCACUGGAGCACUACGACCAACCGAAGUCUCUGGAAACAGCUCUGAAAUACUGUAAUUACUUCUUCAGCUCCACCUUCGUGGUUGAGGCCACACUCAAGCUCAUUGCCUUUGGCUUUCGGCGCUUUUUCAAAGACAGGUGGAACCAAUUGGACCUGGCUAUUGUGCUUUUGUCUGUGAUGGGCAUCACUCUGGAGGAAAUUGAGAUUAAUGCUUCUCUUCCUAUUAACCCCACCAUCAUCCGGAUCAUGCGAGUGCUGCGGAUCGCCCGUGUGCUAAAGCUUUUGAAGAUGGCCACAGGGAUGCGGGCUUUGCUGGACACUGUAGUUCAAGCUCUACCUCAGGUGGGGAAUCUAGGCCUGCUGUUUAUGCUGCUGUUUUUUAUCUAUGCUGCUUUGGGUGUAGAGUUGUUCGGGGAACUGGUGUGCAAUGCUGACUAUCCAUGUGAGGGCAUGAGUCGACAUGCCACCUUUGAGAACUUUGGCAUGGCAUUUUUGACACUGUUUCAGGUAUCUACUGGUGACAACUGGAAUGGGAUCAUGAAGGAUACCUUGCGCGAGUGCCCACCGGGUGACACCUACUCCUGUAACGGCAGUCUGCAGUUCAUUUCCCCCAUGUACUUUGUGAGCUUUGUGCUGACAGCUCAGUUCGUGCUCAUCAACGUGGUGGUGGCUGUGCUAAUGAAGCACCUGGAUGACUCGAACAAAGAGGCGCAGGAGGAGGCGGAGAUGGAUGCUGAGAUUGAGCUAGAACUGGCACAGGGAGGGCUCUGCUGCCUGGGUGGACUAGCAGCUGCUGCUGGGCCUGGCAUUGGGGUCGGCACUGGAGGCUGUGGAGGAGGGGGCGGUGAUGGAGAGAGGCCUGGGGCUGAGUGUGGAAACAGACCUGGAGGGAUAAUGGGAGCGCAUGUGCAUGCCGGGCAAAGUGGGUAUACGUCUCCGAGUGUGGGGCCUGAAGCACAUGUCCACAGGAAGCUGUACUCUCCUGCACAGGAGAACUUAUGGCUGGACAGUGUUUCUCUGCUGAUUAAGGAUUCUCUAGAGAGUGAGAUGCAGAUGAUUGAUAACCUGUCAGGAUCUGUGUUCCACCAUUACUCCUCACCUGCAGUCUGCAGAGACUGCAGAUGCCAGCCAGCAGAGAUCCAAUUUGCUGAGGUGGAGCAAGCGUCUCUAAUGUCAGAGCAGCUGUCGGAUAAGUCAUCAUCUCCAGCGCUUCCUGAUGAUCUUAGUCUAGACGACCACAGUGUGUACCAGCUACUGGUUAGAGACAGCAGGGAGGAACAAGGGAGCAAUGAGUCACAGAGCUUAGAGGAACUUCAAGUCACACCAAGUGAAUGCAGGGGGUAUCAUUCCAAAACUAGAGCUCCCAGUCUGGAAAGUGAAAUUAGGGAUGGACUUCCUAAUUCAGGACUUCAGAAGCAGAAUGAAUCUCUUCAGCACUUGCCAUGGCAUUCCAGAAUUGGUGAUGGAAGCAGAAGUAGCAGCAGAAGGGACGAGAGGGCAUGUUCGCCUCUCUUUCAUCUCCCAGCCGAGUUCUUCCACCCAGCCACAGCUGUGCCCCAGGGAGGCCUGGCAUCAGGGGUCCGACAGACAGGGUGGCUCGGUUCCAGACUAACCUCUCCAGCCUCGUGGGCAUCACUUCGCUCUCCUGGAGCCAACUGCAGAGUCAUGGGCUUAAAGCCUCCGUCACAGAGCGAGUCGUCAUUGGCUAUGGGAAGCUCACAAGGUAGUCUGCAGACCAUGCUGGUGAAAGAUAUAGGCUUCAGCAUUUCCCCUCAUCAAGACUUGUCUCUACCCCCAUCUCCACUGUGCCCUCUGCCUAACAAAACCUCCUCGGAUCUUAGUCAGAGUUCACACUCUAACCAGGUCAGCAUCACCCACCAGACCUCCAGGGGGCACCAGAGGAGCCAAAGUAGCUGUGAUGGGAGUCCCAGCCCCAGCAGGCUGGACUCCAUGGAUCCAUCUGACGAGGAUACGGGAACGGCCAGAGGUUCAAGUCAGGCGGUUAACAGCAAACAUUUAUCCGAGACUCUCAGCAGCCUUUCCUUAUCCUCCCUCUCCACGCCUGGUUCACUGGUGCCACCUUUGGCCAAAAAGUGCAACAGCACCGGGAGCUUAGAACAAGGGAAUCUGUCGGAACGAAAUAAAAACAGACAGAAUAUUUUAAACCCCUGGACAACAGAGGAAAAUGAGGAUGAUGGAGAAACAGGGAUUGCAUCAAUGGGAAUCAAAAGCUCCAGCCAAACAAUGGACGCCAGGUCUCGUAAGAACAGAUGAAACUUACUGGCUUUAUUUUUUUCUCAUUCUAAACUCGUCAGAAAGAUGCCCAAACUCCUCUCAGUCCUUCAUUCGUGACACGUCCGUGUUUUGUAUAGCUUUGACGGACAGGUGAGGCAGACGGAAAUUGAAGGUCAGGAAGUCAAGGAACAUGCCAAAGCAUAUCCUAACUUGGUCAUAAGUCAUCUAUAAAGACUUAAACAAAGCUGUCCAUUGUCUUUAGGGCAUUAAAACAAGGAAAAAAAUAAUAAGCCAAAUCCAGUGUAAGAGUAAUCCAGUGUGAAAAUCUAUAGAAUUUAAAACUAAAAGAGUUGCGGUGGAUUUUCUAAUGUGGGAUUUUGAUGUAAAAUGACCAGGUAGCAAUGAUCAAACCUAGCAUUUUAUCUUAGUAAAUCAAAAAAAUAAAAGGGUUGUUUUCUAAUUGUAACCCUCACUAUUAGAUUUGUGUCAAUGUGUAAAAGUGGUAAUAUUGUUUAAAAAAGAGGGCUAAUUUAAUGAAGGUAAUUCAGUAGCUAGAUUUUAUCGAGAAAAUAUUUUGAACUUACUGUACCAUGAGUCAAAACUUGAAAGAAUGUUUAAUUUGUUAGUUGUUGUUUUGGACAGGAAUUCUGAAGCAAUUUUCCACUUCCAGGAAAAGGAAAUGUACUGAAAUGAAACUGUGGAGGGCAGAUUAAAUAAAGAUGUCUCUGAUUGUCCACUUGCUUGAAUGCCAGAAAUAAAAUGGUAUUCUGUU